UCUGUACAGGCCGAGUCUGCCCGGGACGGGGGUGGGUGGAGUUCGGGGUAAUGGCUGAUCGACCGGGAGAGGUGUAUCUGGUCACAGGCGGCUGUGGGUUUCUCGGCCGGCACCUGGUGAAGAUGCUGGUGGAGCGCGGACAGGGAAUCUCGGAGAUUCGGGUCUUCGACGUGAAGGUGGACAGAGAGCUGGAGUCCCUGAGCACGGUUGCUGUACAUGUCAAGCUGAUUCAGGGUGAUGUCUCUGAGGCAGACAGCGUGCGAGAUGCAGCGAGAGGCGUGGACCUCAUCAUCCACACAGCCGCACUCAUCGAUGUCUGGGGCAAAUAUUCGCCAUCCAGGAUCUGGGCCAUCAACUAUCAAGGGACCUUAAAUGUGAUUAACGCCUGUAAGGAGUUGGGGAUUCAGUUCCUGCUGUACACGAGCAGCAUUGAAGUGGUGGGACCGAACUCGAAGGGGGACCCUUUCAUUAGGUGAGGAUUGUACGGGGCGCUGGCGGGUCUGUUGACCUCGGGGCUGGAUGUUGGCCAUGGGAGGGGGUCCCCUCUCUCCUCGAAGCAGGUGGAGCGUGGAGAGGACACGUUGGGCACCAAGUGGCU
This is a messenger RNA of Carcharodon carcharias (great white shark), 598 nucleotides long. RefSeq names its product 3 beta-hydroxysteroid dehydrogenase type 7-like. The transcript has 3 exons. The coding region runs from base 51 to 476 and encodes 141 amino acids. Lineage: Eukaryota; Metazoa; Chordata; Chondrichthyes; Lamniformes; Lamnidae. The record is from RefSeq and is a predicted model, not a curated record. Gene Ontology annotation, molecular function: 3-beta-hydroxy-Delta5-steroid dehydrogenase (NAD+) activity. Gene Ontology annotation, biological process: steroid biosynthetic process.